Molecule: messenger RNA, 336 nt
Organism: Helobdella robusta
Lineage: Eukaryota; Metazoa; Annelida; Clitellata; Rhynchobdellida; Glossiphoniidae
Exons: 2
Source: RefSeq, a predicted model, not a curated record
GGAGCUCAAGGAAGCACUGGAGCUCAGGGUUUGCCAGGUGAUAAGGGCAUUCCUGGUUUGCAGGGUCAAGUUGGUCCUAAUGGAAGUCCUGGUCAGCCUGGUCAAAGAGGAUUGCCUGGUAGUUCAGGUUCACCAGGAGAUAUAGGAAUAUCAGGACAACCAGGACUUCCUGGUCCCUCUGGUGAUAAAGGAUUUCAAGGUUCACCGGGUCCAUCAGGAUUUCGAGGUCAACCUGGACAGCCUGGUGUUUCAGGAGCUACAGGUCAACCUGGUCCUCGUGGAGAUGCUGGAUCUCCUGGGUUGCAGGGAUUUGCAGGACCUUCAGGUCCAAGAGGA